CUUGAAACGGUCAAGACCAGGAGGAGGGCGGCCACUUACAAUGACUUCGCUGAUCCUCAACCCGCUUCGAUACCUCUUCUCAGCCUCGCUACGCACCGCAUUCCAGCCCGACGUCCGACACAAUCCCGUCGUGCUCAAUGCGGACCGUCAGUCUGACGACGGAUCCUUCCGCAACAAGGAGGAGCGACGUGGCUUUUCGCCACAGUAUGUCGCGCCACUGCGGCCGCCCAGGACAAGCUUCGAGGCACAGAGGCUCUAUAACCACCUCCGCACUGUCGCAUGGUACCUAGACGCGAUCCCCUUUCUGGGCAAGCAGCUGCCCUUCAACGUCGGCGUCGAUUCCAUCAUUGGACUCAUCCCUGGGCUCGGCGACUACAUCGGCGUCGUUUUGUCGCUCUAUGCUCUCUUUCUGAGCUGUCUCUUUGGUCUGCCCCUCGAGGUCAUUGGAUUCAUGCUCAUCAACAUUGUUCUGGAUUGCGUUCUGGGUCUGGUCCCAAUCGUCGGAGAUGCGCUCGACGUAGCAUUCAAGGCCAAUCUUCGAAAUCUAAGGCUGCUCGAGGACCACCUCGACAAGAACAAAGGCGUCUGCGGGGCCGGUCGCUUUAGCCUCACGUUCCCUCCUUCGAACCGCUUCUUGCCCCUCGAGUCGCCGCAGGCCGCCAGGGGUGCCAUGCCGAGCGUCAACGAGAGCGAGAGCCGAGGGUGGCGACGAACGAGAAAUGCCAACCAGACGGCGGCGACGUCGGAUUUUGGUAGUGGGGCGAUGGGCAGUGAGGCUCCUCCUGUCGCCCCUAACGGUGCAUUUACCGAUGCACAAGAGCAAGAAGUAUGGAAUGAAGAGGGCCCAGAGUACGUGUUCAGCACAAUGCGAUACGAGCAAAGAGGCGCUCGGAUCGAAGAUCUGAUACCUGAAGAAGUGCUUGGGAAAGGGGGAAGGGGGACAAGCACGGAGGGGCAAGAGCUGGGAGGACAAAUUCCUCUGCUCUCUCGUCAUGUAGCAAGGAUCGUCGAGGCGCGUAAAGCUGUGCGAGCUCGCUACAAAGGCUGGAUUGACACGACAGUGGGCGAUGUAGAGCUAUCAACGGCUCUGAAGAUCGCCCUGCAGAAGCGGCUUUCGAGCGAGUCAGGACUUCGGCGGGUCAGACUAGCACUUGACAGAAGGGGCGACAUCGAGGUGACGGUCGCACCCAUGUCGGCACCGGACAGUGAAGCCCCUCCCGCGCAAGUGAGGAUCGAUACGAGACCAAUUGGAGAAGAGGCCCAGCGUGCUGGUGUCUUGCAUUACAAGACGUCGAGCAGGCAAACCUACGACGAAGCACGCGAGAGAGUCGGAGCGACGCUUGGGAUGUCCAACGUUUCCGUCGUGGAUCCAUGCUUCGACGUUCUACUCUGCCGACAUGGGAAGAAUGGAUAUGCAAACUCCAAGGGAAAGCUGCUCCUGACGGAAAGUAGCAUCGCCAAUAUCAUCGUCGAGGUCUUCCACCCUCAUGCUUUCUACACGCCCACCGCCAGUCAAAGCGCACUCCUACCUGGGCUCAUGCGAGGCGAGCUGCUGGAGCGAGGCCUGAUUCAAGAGGCCGAUUUGGCAGUCGAUGACGUUGUUGACAUGAUCCGAGGAAACAGGGCACGCUUGUGGCUCUGCAAUGCCCUUAGAGGCGUCUUUCCUGUUCAGCUACAAUUCCACGACUGAUGACAAUGAACAAUGCCCCCAGGAAUGCAUGCGAUAGCCAGGCCGUGUGCUCUGCGGAUCACCUGCGUAAUGCGUUCAGGUGACCUUCCAACUUAGCGGAAUAUGGGGUAAUAAUACCAUUCACUUUGUUGUCAUUCAAUACAUGGACAUGCCUGUGAAACAAUCUUUCAUCGAGGAGGUUCUGGCGACCAACAUAAAUACGAGGAGAAUCUAUGAACACCCGGCUCAACUAGCACGACAGCCUUUUGACCUGUUAACCACGCCGCCUUGCCUUUCCUUCCUCUUCCUCGUCAUCGUCCUCGUCGUCUCCACCUCCCAAAGCAUCCUCGUCCUCGUCGUCGCUCAUCGAC
Messenger RNA from Acaromyces ingoldii, 2040 nucleotides. RefSeq lists its product as hypothetical. The coding region runs from base 41 to 1690 and encodes 549 amino acids. Gene Ontology annotation, molecular function: catalytic activity. The transcript has 3 exons. The record is from RefSeq and is a predicted model, not a curated record. Lineage: Eukaryota; Fungi; Basidiomycota; Exobasidiomycetes; Exobasidiales; Cryptobasidiaceae.